AUGUCUGAAAAAAAAAGAAAAGGAGGGGCCGAAAAAUUACGAGAAAAUAAGAAAAAACAGCUUCAAAAUGAUGCAAAAAUGUGUCUUAACAUUCAAGACAUGUUUACUAAACCAAAGAUUAAUAAACCUAGCUUAGAUGUAAAUAAUGAACAGAAACAAGGAUCUGAAAAACAUCAAACAACAUUAUCAGGAGAUGAGGAUAACCCAUGCUCAAAGUUAAAUAAUGAAGAUGAUUUAUUUGUUAAUAACAUAUUACAUAAUAAUGAAGAUGAUGGUGACGAUGGUGUAUGUACAAAACAACCAGAUUAUGUUAUCAAUGAAACUGAUGGUUUUAAUGAACACAAAGAAGAUAAUCUUAAUUUAGAACAGUCAGUUUCUAAUAAUAAAUAUGAUCAUUCAGACCAUUUAAAUGUUGUGACUAUGAUUAACUUAAAUGAUUCAAAAACCUCAGAAGAUGCUAGUGAUAUUAUUGGUGAACAAUGCUUUGAGAGUACUAAUGCAAAUUCUAAUUUUAUUAGAAAAUUAAAUGAUUCAAAAACCUCAGAAGAUGCUAGUGAUAUUAUUGGUGAACAAUGCUUUGAGAGUACUAAUGCAAAUUCUAAUUUUAUUCUAAAUUAUAAUGCAACUGUAACUCAAAAGUUAGACUUUAUUAAAAAACAUCCAAUUCAACCUACUCACACUGGAAAUAUAAACUUUGAUGUUAAUAAAAUUUACUAUAGAAUCGUUUCUGGGAAAAAAAUUCAUAGAACUUGGUUAUCUAUUUUAGUCGAAGACAAUGAUUUCAAGUCAAUGUUUUGUUCAAUUUGUAUAGCAUUUGGUUCUGGAAUAAGUAAUUUUUCAAGUAACAGUGGCUGUACAAAUUUAAAAUCAAUGUACUCAGCUAUUGAACGACAUGAAAAAUCAAUUAUACAUACUAAUGCAGUAGAAAGCUAUUUUCAAGCUUCUAAAGAAAUGUCUAUGGAGUAUCUUAUAAAUAGAAAUAUGAUGGCUGUUAAAAGGCAAGAAACAGAAAAUAAUAUUCAUGUGCUUAAAGAAGUUUUUGAAAUUAUCAAGUUCCUUGGUCGUCAAAAUUUACCGUACAGGGGAUCUGCUUCCAAUGAAACAUUAUCAAACUUUGAUGAUAUUUUAAUAAAUAAAGGUAAUUUUUUGGAAAUGGUUCAAUUUGCAUCCAAAAAAGAUACCAUUUUGCAUGAACAUUUACGUCAAGCUAUUAAAAAUAGUAAACUAAGGAAGGAGAGGUUAGAGAAAAAUAAAAACUUAAAUUCAAAAGGGCGAGGUUCACUUAUUACAUUUUUAUCGAAAACAACUGUUGAUAAAGUAAUUUCAGGAAUUUUAAAGGCUAUAAGAAAUAAAAUUAAAAAUGAACUUGGUGAUCAAAACUUCAGUAUACAAAUGGAUAGCACCCAGGAUGUUGGUGUUAUGGACCAAGCAUCUAUUUGUGUUCGUUAUAUCAAUGAUGGUGAUAUAAAAGAAAGACUGUUUGCAAUUGUCCAAGUAAAGAGUUCUAAAGGUGAAGAACUUUAUAAAUUACUUAAAGAUUGUUUUUUUGAACAUGGGCUUAAAUUUAGUAAUAUAAUUGGUGAGUCAUUUGAUGGAGCUAAUAACAUGAGUGGUCAAUUUUCUGGUCUUCAGUCUUUUAUAAAAUCUGAAAAUAAGAAUAGCAUCUUCAUAUGGUGUUACAGUCACAUCUUAAAUUUAUGUAUGGUUGAUAUAUGUAAAAACAUUGAUUCAAAAACUUUGUUUGGUCUUUUAAACCGUUUAGCAACGUUUUUUGGUAGUUCUUAUAAGAGAAUGAAUACUUGGACUAGUGAAAACAGUAAAAACAGCAGAAUUGGACAAGAUAUGUUGAGAAAAUUACAUAAGGUAGCUGAAUCUAAUACAAGAUGGUGGUCGAGACAUAAGGCAUUAGAAUGGGUGUUUAAAGGAACAGAUUGUUUAUUUCCUACAGUUAUAAGUGUGUUGCAUAUUAUUUCAACUGAUAGUUCAUUUGAUAAUAAUUCUACUUCUGAAGCACUUUCAUUACUAAAAAAUUUAUGUGAGUUCAAAGUUAUAUUAACUGCACAUAUUUUUUUGAACAUUUUUAGUUAUGUACGACCAACUUCCGAUUACUUACAAACAAAACAGUUAGAUUUUUUAUCAGCUUGGAGAAUGGUGGAAAACACUAAGAAUGAUAUAAAACAAAUAUCAUUUGAAAAUAUCAUUAUAAAAGCAAAACAAUUUGCAAUUGAAACUAAUGAAAAACUUACUAACUUAAAAUUGCCUGAACAUAUUUUAGUGGAAGAAAAACUUCCAGAAGGUCGUCGUUUAAGAAAAAAAAAAAAACAAUUUGAUGAGACAACUGAGGACGAAGCAUUAACAACACCGAUUGAUCAUUACAGGGUAGAAACUUUCCAGACAAUAAUUGAUCAAUUAAACAUGAGUUUAAAUGAAAGAUUUUCAUCCAAUAUAGAUUUGAUUACCGAUGCACAGUUAUUACAUCCAUCUAGUUUUGACGAAAAUCUUAAAAACUUUCCAAAAAAUGGUUUACUAAAGAUAGCUAAUUUAGUAAAUAUUCCUCACAAUACAUUGGUAGAGGAACUUGUAGCAUUUUCUAAAAUAUAUCCAUCAAUGAAUGGAACUCUUUCUCAAAGAGCUGAAGAAAUAUAUGAUAAUAUGCACAAUAAUGAAAAUAAUUUAGUUGACGAUGAUUCGACUGAUGAAGAAGAUGACACAACUCCAAAUGCAACUAUGGAUAAUUUAGCUACUGGAAAACAAAGCAAAUGUUCUGGUUGUUUAAUUUGUUGUUUUAAGCUAUUAUUUAAAUUUAAUAUGCAUUCGGUGGCAUUUACUAAUUUAUACUUGGCAUAUGAAUUUAUUCUCACUUUGUCCUUUACUCAGGUUAACUGUGAGAGAAGCUUCAGUAAGCUUAAAAUUAUUAAAAGUAGAUUGCGUUCAUCAAUUGGAAAUGAAAAAUUAGAGGCAUUUAUGUUGAUGAGUGUAGAGAAAGAGUUGUUAGAAGAAGUAGAUUUUCAAGAAAUAUUACAAUAUGUGAAGCAAAGUUCCUCAUUGAUGUGCAAAUUAUUAAGUUAA
Molecule: messenger RNA, 3069 nt
Organism: Macrosiphum euphorbiae (potato aphid)
Lineage: Eukaryota; Metazoa; Arthropoda; Insecta; Hemiptera; Aphididae
Source: the annotation of a GenBank genome assembly